Molecule: messenger RNA, 1743 nt
Organism: Kwoniella botswanensis
Lineage: Eukaryota; Fungi; Basidiomycota; Tremellomycetes; Tremellales; Cryptococcaceae
Exons: 6
Coding region: 1-1743 (580 amino acids)
Biological process (GO): ubiquitin-dependent protein catabolic process
Molecular function (GO): ubiquitin protein ligase activity
Source: RefSeq, a predicted model, not a curated record
AUGUCAUCCCUAUUCAAUCCCUUCGCCCGCUCAUGGGUUAUACUCAUCUUAUCAAUCGGUCUGGUGUACAGCUUGGCUGUCCCCUCAGGUGUCAACGAUCAACAGAACCUCAACGCGAUCGUACUAGAUGAUCGACAUUCCAGUGAGAAUGAAAUUGUCGAUUUGACGGGGUCCGAUCUUGGUCAAGUCCCACUCAUGAACCAACCUAGAAAUGAUAAUAAUAGAGGAUGGUUGGCUAGGUGGUUAAGUAUGGGUGGAGAAGGGGAAGUAGUUGUCCAUUUACCUCUCGGUUUACAUCAACCAAACCUGACCCUCCCUCAUCGUCCUGCCUCCUUUCCUGACUUAUCACAUCUAUCACUCCCUCUCCCAAUCUCUGGAUUCCUCACUCCCUUUUCCAAAUUAGACCCUUCUUUAGAGGCCGACAAUAAUAAGGAUGUGAACUUUCUCCCUUCCGGUGGGGGGAUGGCAUGUCUCCCACCUCUUGGAUUACCACGUCCUCCCACGCAUCCUCGUCCAGGCGAGAGCUACACGAUAGCACUGGUGGAAAGGGGAGGGUGCGAUUUCGCAACCAAAAUUCGUGCGGCGCAAGAUCGUAAUGCUCAUGCUGUCAUAGUUGGGGACAGUGUCCAGCACCCAGGGGAAACUGACGAAGAAGGUAGGAAAAGGGAGAGUUUGAUCACUAUGUUCAGUCCUGAAGUCACAGAUUCGAUAUUCAUACCAUCUGUAUUCGUCUCUCGAGCAUCUUACUUGGCUUUGAGGGAUCUGUUGGCAAAUGGAACCUCGUCGGGUAAACAGGAAAGAGAAGGUCUCUGGGUUGACUUGAGUCAAGGAUCUGAUGAGUCUGGAGCGCUCACUAGCUUACUAUCCUUCGCAUUGCUCAUGCCGAGCUUGUUCCUUUUGGCUACCGUCGCCAUUCACCGGAUUAGAGUUGCCAGACAACGUGAAAAAGAUCGUGCACCACCUAUGAUUGUCCUCUCCCUUCCUGAGAGGGUCUGGACACCCGAUAUCGUAUGGGAGAAAGACGAUUCAUCUUCUGAUCGAUCCGUCGGAACCCAAUCUGGAGCCAAUUCACCUACCAGUCAAUCAAUCUUAAUUAAGAAGAACAAUGUCACGGAUAUGAACGUAAAUGAUGAAAGUCAAAUUGCAUCUUCUUCAUCGAAUGUCCCAAUCAGUCUCGAAACCCCACCACCCCCACCUCCUAUAUCUCCUUCGGAAGUUCGUACUCCACCUUCAAUCUCUAUUGAGAUACCCAAUCCUUUGGAUGAGGUCGUAUCACCGAGCAGCGGUAGUCCCUCAAGAUCUAAGAAAGAUAAACACAAACAUCGAGCUAAACGACAUGUGAAAAGACAGUAUUUCUCAAAAGAUGAAUGUGCGAUUUGUAUGGAUAACUUCGAAAAGGGAGAUAUAGUCAGGAUAUUGCCUUGUGGACAUGUUUUUCAUAAGGAGGAAUGUGAUGAGUGGUUAAUGAAAUGGAGGAAGUUGUGCCCUACCUGCCGAGCAGAUGUGACUCUCCCUCCAGGUGGCAAUGUGAAAGGAUCGACGAUCACUCCAGUCACAAACCCACCUGAUCAUCCGGCUGGAGCAGUGAUUCCCAGGGAAAGGAACAGUUCAUGGAUGAGUUUAUUCAGAUCUGCCAGAGAGAGGUUAUAUGGGUUGUGGGGCAAUAAUGAAGGAGAAAGUGAGACGACCCCACUUAUACCUAGAACUCCUAACGAACGAAGGUCGUCGACUAGUAGUUUAUAA